UCGUUGUGCCGAAGCAUCAUAACGUUUUUUCGUAUAAAAAUAAAAUUCAUCAACUUUAUUAUUUAAGUUCGCGUAAAAAUGUCCAAACACAACGAUAGGAAAAGAAGAUCCAGACCAGAGUCAAGUGGAGAGGAUCGACCAAAACGGAUAAAAGGGGAUAAAUUCGAAAAAAUACAACAACAAGUUGAUAACCUCACAAAGAUAGUUCAAUCACUUGUGGAGGUCCAAAAGGAAAAGAACUCCCCAGCCAAAAUCAAAGGAAAAGAUAUACAAGAUGAAACUCUAGUAAUUGAUGAACUGGAAGAUAAAGAGAAUAACUCGAACAAUAUAAUCACAAUAGACGAUGAAGAAACAACAAUAAAUGAGAAUGCCUUAAAAGUUCUAGAACUAGAUUCAGAUGAAUUCACUUACAAAAAAGCAAAGUAUCACCCAGAACUUAUGAAGACAUGGCUUAAGUGGAAGAAUGAGAGAAUACCAGAGAAAAAUAAAAAACUCAUUCUGGAAUCAUAUGAUCAGAAAAGGCCAGUUGUUUGUUGAAGCCCCAAAAUUGAAGCUCGAAAUCUCUUCCUUUUUGUCAGACAUUGCCAAGAAAAAAGACCAACACUUUGUUGGAACAGAAAAUUAUGUGGGGACUGCUAUCGCUGCCCUAGGGGAUGUCGUUUCAUCCUUCCUUGACCCUCCAGAUGAAGGGUUAGAUGAAAGUGCCAUAGUAGACUCUACCAGCCACGCAGGCCCGAUACUAGUCGACGUUUUUCACCAACAAACUAUGGCUAGAAAAUCGUUCAUAACGCCACAGAUGAGUAAAAGCAUCAAACCAGUAGCUGAUAUAAUUUUCUCUGAUGAAUGGCUUUAUGGAGACAAUCUCAAGGACAAGCUGAAGGAGAUGGAAAAAGUAUGUUUAGAAAUGAAGGAUAAAGGCCCACAGAAACCAACCCCCAAACAGCAGUACGAGGGAAACUCGAAGUACCCACCUGCGAAGAGCCGUCAGGUGGGGCAACAACUUCAACAAAAACGGCCACUUUUCAACCCCGAGACGAAGAUACAGACGGCUUAUUCGAACUCAUCGAGGACACAUUCGGGGACAACGAACCAGUCAUCAUCAAGGAAAUAGCACAAGUAGAGACUAUUGCUGGGCGCCUACGUCAUUUCCGAGAGUCAUGGAAACAUAUCACCUCUGAUGAAUACAUAUUAAGCUACUUGUGUAGAUACAAAAUCCUUUUCACAAGACCACCAAAACAAGUAAUUCCUCCAAAGGUAAGAAUUCUAUCCUCUGAAGAAUCAAUGAACAUUCAAAAAGAGAUAGAUAAAUUAUUAAGCGAAGGUGCUAUAGAGAGAUGUGUCACUUGUGACGACCAAUUUAUCUCUUCUAUCUUCCUCAUCCCAAAACCUGAUGGCUCAAAUAGAUUUAUUAUUAAUCUUAAAGCUUUAAAUAAAUUUAUUAAUCCCACACACUUCAAACUAGAGGACAUCAGACCUGCACUCAGUUUAAUAUCCCCUGGAGAUUUCAUGGCUUCACUAGACUUAAAAGAUGCCUCUUAUCUAGUUCCCAUGGAUGAAGGUCACAAAAAAUGCCUAAGAUUUAGAUUCAAAGGAGAAUUAUUCCAAUUCUUGUGCCUCCCAUUCGGUCUAUGUACGAGUCCAUAUGUAUUUACAAAACUAAUGAAAUCUGUAGUAAAUACACUCAGACUACAAGGAAUGUUACUAGUUUUAUACUUGGACGAUGUUUUAUUUAUUAAUAAAUCAAAAACCUUAAGUGAGGAAAAUAUUCAAAAAGCCAGUAACCUUCUCGAGAACCUGGGGUUUAUCAUAAACUUACAAAAAACUCCCUUACUGCAGAUAGAAGAUGCAAAUAUCUAGGUUUCAUCAUAGAUUCAUCACGAUUUUCUUUAAAUUUGACAGAUAAAAAGAAAAAUCAAAUAGUGGAAUUUACAGAGUAUUUUGAAGUAGGCAAAGCCUAUAAAAUUAAAAAAUUUGCAAAAUUCUUAGGUGUUCUAACAUCAGAAUGUCCAGCAGUAGCUUAUGGAUUCACCCAUUGUAAGAGAUUAGAAGGACAAAAAUUAGUAGCACUAAAGUUCAAUGGUGGUAAUUAUGACGGGAAAUUAGUUAUCAAUACUCCCAUGAAGGAAAACCUCCAGUGGUGGAAGAGAAGUGCACAAUGGGCUCGAAUCCUAUAAAAACUCAGAUUUUUGCUUUAGAAAUUUUUUCAGAUGCUUCCCUAUCAGGCUGGGGUUGUUACAGUAAUGG
Molecule: messenger RNA, 2244 nt
Organism: Fopius arisanus
Lineage: Eukaryota; Metazoa; Arthropoda; Insecta; Hymenoptera; Braconidae
Exons: 2
Coding region: 79-537 (152 amino acids)
Source: RefSeq, a predicted model, not a curated record